Molecule: messenger RNA, 981 nt
Organism: Desarmillaria tabescens
Lineage: Eukaryota; Fungi; Basidiomycota; Agaricomycetes; Agaricales; Physalacriaceae
Product: carbon-nitrogen hydrolase
Exons: 8
Coding region: 1-981 (326 amino acids)
Molecular function (GO): catalytic activity
Source: RefSeq, a predicted model, not a curated record
AUGCCUAUCUCACUCAAUCCUUCCCACUCUAACAAACAGAUCUUCAAGGUCGCCGCAGUUCAGGCUGAACCUGUAUGGCUUGACCUUCAAGGCGGGGUCGAAAAGACGAUCCGAAUCAUCCAUGAAGCGGCUGCUGAGGGAGCCAAGAUUAUCGGUUUCCCAGAAGUCUUUAUUCCUGGCUACCCCUGGACUCCAUGGGCUAACAACUUUGUUGACGCCCAAGUUGUACUCAAGGACUAUCAAGCCAAUUCAAUGCCUCUUCAAUCCCCGGAAAUGGAUAGAAUCCGAGAGGCCGUUAAAGAGGCUGAUGUUAACAUAGUCCUCGGGUUUUCUGAGCGCGACGGGAGUUCCCUUUACAUCGCUCAGGUCACUAUUACAUCCGACGGGAACAUCGCGAACCACAGGCGUAAGAUCAAGCCCACUCAUUAUGAGAAAACCGUUUUCGGGGAUGGAAGCGCCCAGUCUAUCUACAAUGUAGUUCAGACCCCGUAUGGAAGGCUCGGAUCUUUGAAUUGCUGGGAGCACAUCCAGCCGUGGUUGAAGACCCACUUCUACUCUCAAUACCCGCAGAUCUUCGUGGGAGGAUGGUGGCCUGCGUUUCCACCUCUGACCGGCGGAUCGCCCUACAUCGUCAGUGGUGAGGCUUCCAGCCGGAUGAGUCAACUCGUGUCUAUGGAAGGGGGCCUAUUCGGCCUAGUUUGCUGCCACGUCGUCACUGAAGCAGGUGCUCGCAAAAUGAAAAUGCUCGGCUUUCCAUGGUUCAAAUUCCCUGGUGGAGGGUUUUCCGUCACGGCGUCUGCAUUAACCGAUCCUGUCGAUCCUGGGAAGGAGGUCGUCCUAUACGCAAAUAUUUCCCUGGACAAGAUCGAUGAUGUUAAGCUCGUCGCCGAUGUCAUGGGGAACUAUUCUCGCUUUGACCUGUUUCAUACCGUAGUUCACGGUAAAAAUUGGAAGCCCGUUGCUUACCGUGAACCGGACUGA